GGAUCACAUCUAUAAAUGUAUUCCCUUCGACAUCUUCCUUCCAGAAUUGACACAAAACCCCAAAAUUCAACAUGGAAGCAUCAGAUUCUUCAAAACUUUUCACAGAAGAUUGGAUAAUAACUAUCCCAUCUCAUCCCCACCUCCGCUUCAUUCGUCUAAUCCCCAGCCGCUACAACCAUCUAGUCCGCAUAUUUAGCAACCCCUUAAACGACCCCAAUAACCGCACUCCAGACGAUACCAGCUGGAAAGAAUCCGAUUCUGUUGAUCUGAUAAAAACCUACACUCAACGCUUUUUCACUUCCAAAAGCUCACAUAAUGCCCUGGCACUCCUAGUAGAGGAAAAUGGCAACACUGUAGGCAUAGGACUCAUGCAUGAAUUCGAAAACCAACCCCGCUUCGCGAAUAUUGGGACGAUUCUUGAGGAAGCGGGAAGGGGUCAUGGGAUUGGAAAGGUUUUGAUGAAAUUACUUCUGAAGUUAAGUUGUGAGUUGAACGUGGAUGUUGUGGAGGCGGGUACGAUGAAGAAGAAUGCGGCGAUGAGAGGGCUGAUGAGGAGUUUGGGGAUUGAGGAGGUGGAGGAAGAGAAGAUCAUGCCAGGGAAUAGAAAGGUAGCCGACAUAAUGUUCAAGGAUAUCGAGAGGCAGAGGUGGAAGGAUUUUGAGAUUCAGGUUGAGUUUUUGGGAGAGGUACAUUGAUGAGGGGUUAGAACGUGGUGGUUAUGUCACUUAUUUGAUACAUAUAUCUCAUAAGAUUCAAGUUAAGUUGAACUUGAUUAUCAAAAUGCUAAAAAAGUAGCAGUCUGCUACUUUGUCACCCCCUCA
Molecule: messenger RNA, 821 nt
Organism: Botrytis cinerea B05.10
Lineage: Eukaryota; Fungi; Ascomycota; Leotiomycetes; Helotiales; Sclerotiniaceae
Exons: 1
Coding region: 72-695 (207 amino acids)
Molecular function (GO): acyltransferase activity, transferring groups other than amino-acyl groups
Source: RefSeq, a predicted model, not a curated record